This is a messenger RNA of Pongo pygmaeus (Bornean orangutan), 1588 nucleotides long. RefSeq names its product alpha-amylase 1B. The transcript is spliced from 10 exons. NCBI's taxonomy places the organism in Eukaryota, Metazoa, Chordata, Mammalia, Primates, Hominidae. Gene Ontology annotation, biological process: carbohydrate metabolic process. The coding region runs from base 47 to 1582 and encodes 511 amino acids. The record is from RefSeq and is a predicted model, not a curated record. Gene Ontology annotation, molecular function: alpha-amylase activity; cation binding.
GAAUAUAAAUAGUUUCUGGGAAGGACACUGACAACUUCAAAGCAAAAUGAAGUUCUUUCAGUUGUUUUUCACCAUUGGGUUCUGCUGGGCUCAGUAUUCUCCAAAUACACAACAAGGACGAACAUCUAUUGUUCAUCUGUUUGAAUGGCGAUGGGUUGAUAUUGCUCUUGAAUGUGAGCGAUAUUUAGCUCCCAAGGGAUUUGGAGGGGUUCAGGUCUCUCCACCAAAUGAAAAUGUUGCAAUUCACAACCCUUCCAGACCUUGGUGGGAAAGAUACCAACCAGUUAGCUAUAAAUUAUGCACAAGAUCUGGAAAUGAAGAUGAAUUUAGAAACAUGGUGACUAGAUGCAACAAUGUUGGGGUUCGUAUUUAUGUGGAUGCUGUAAUUAAUCAUAUGUGUGGUAAUGCUGUGAGUGCAGGAACAAGCAGUACCUGUGGAAGUUACUUCAACCCUGGAAGUAGGGACUUUCCAGCAGUCCCAUAUUCGGGAUGGGAUUUUAAUGAUGGUAAAUGUAAAACUGGAAGUGGAGAUAUCGAGAACUAUAAUGAUGCUACUCAGGUCAGAGAUUGUCGUCUGUCUGGUCUUCUUGAUCUUGCACUGGAGAAAGAUUAUGUGCGUUCCAAGAUUGCUGAAUAUAUGAACCAUCUCAUUGACAUUGGUGUUGCAGGGUUCAGACUUGAUGCUUCCAAGCACAUGUGGCCUGGAGACAUAAAGGCAAUUUUGGACAAACUGCAUAAUCUGAACAGUAACUGGUUCCCCGAAGGAAGUAAACCUUUCAUUUACCAGGAGGUAAUUGAUCUGGGUGGUGAGCCAAUUAAAAGCAGUGACUACUUUGGAAAUGGCCGGGUGACAGAAUUCAAGUAUGGUGCAAAACUCGGCACAGUUAUUCGCAAGUGGAAUGGAGAGAAGAUGUCUUACUUAAAGAACUGGGGAGAAGGUUGGGGUUUCAUGCCUUCUGACAGAGCGCUUGUCUUUGUGGAUAACCAUGACAAUCAACGAGGACAUGGGGCUGGAGGAGCCUCUAUUCUUACCUUCUGGGAUGCUAGGCUGUACAAAAUGGCAGUUGGAUUUAUGCUUGCACAUCCUUAUGGAUUUACACGAGUAAUGUCAAGCUACCGUUGGCCAAGAUAUUUUGAAAAUGGAAAAGAUGUUAAUGAUUGGGUUGGGCCACCAAAUGAUAAUGGAGUAACUAAAGAAGUUACCAUUAAUCCAGACACUACUUGUGGCAAUGACUGGGUCUGUGAACAUCGAUGGCGCCAAAUAAGGAACAUGGUUACAUUCCGCAAUGUAGUGGAUGGCCAGCCUUUUACAAACUGGUAUGAUAAUGGGAGCAACCAAGUGGCUUUUGGGAGAGGAAACAGAGGAUUCAUUGUUUUCAACAAUGAUGACUGGUCAUUUUCUUUAACUUUGCAAACUGGUCUUCCUGCUGGCACAUACUGUGAUGUCAUUUCUGGAGAUAAAAUUAAUGGCGAUUGCACAGGCAUUAAAAUCUACGUUUCUGAUGAUGGUAAAGCUAAUUUUUCUAUUAGUAACUCUGCUGAAGAUCCAUUUAUUGCAAUUCAUGCUGAAUCUAAAUUGUAAAAUUUA